This is a messenger RNA of Enhydra lutris kenyoni (northern sea otter), 6105 nucleotides long. RefSeq names its product Rap guanine nucleotide exchange factor 1. Gene Ontology annotation, biological process: positive regulation of GTPase activity; Ras protein signal transduction. Bases 1108 to 4329 code for a protein of 1073 amino acids. Gene Ontology annotation, cellular component: plasma membrane. The record is from RefSeq and is a predicted model, not a curated record. Gene Ontology annotation, molecular function: guanyl-nucleotide exchange factor activity. The transcript is spliced from 24 exons. NCBI's taxonomy places the organism in Eukaryota, Metazoa, Chordata, Mammalia, Carnivora, Mustelidae.
GACCUUGAACGCUCACCACAGGAGCCAGCGCUCGGGUUGCCUGUGCUGUGUGCGUGCCGCGUGUGGGGUUGGGGGUUGGUGCUGGGGCCCUGGGACUUGGUUUCCUCAUGUGUCUAAGGGCAGUGAAAGCCCUUUCCUUGCAGUGUUAGUGUGAGGAUAGGGGUAACAGCGGGCUCCCUGCACAGUGCUCGGCCUGUAGCGGGUGUUUGAAGCGAGAGCUGCUGAUGGAGCCUCACCAGGAGAGAAGCAGUUCUCAAGCUGGAAGCUCCGCUUUCAUCUCCUCUUGGAAUACCUGUCAAUAUUUGAUGAAUGUUUGCUAAAAGGAGUAAGUCUUGGGGAAAACUCCGUGUGAAUUUGUUCAGAUCCCUCUCUGGCGGUGUGCACGAGGGGCUGUUGGGCCUCUGAAGGGCUUUGCUUUUUUCUCUGAGGGAGAAGAGAUGCCGCAGGAGGGUUUUGAGCAGCGAGGUGGUGGAACAGGACUUAACCUUUUACAAGGAUCACUCUGGUUACUGGGUUGAAAAGACUAGAAAGGCAAGGAGCAGGGCAUUCUUGGACAGGUGUGGUCGUGGUUUAGGCACAGAAUGGCUGUGGUUUGGGUCAGGGUGUCAGUGGUGCCGCUCGCUGUAGUGGUGAGAUUCUGGAUAGACCGUUAAGGUGGGAUGGAUGUGCGGAGUUUGCUGAAGGACUGGGAGGUGGGUGUGAGCAAAAGAACAGAGUCGGAAGUUUUGACCUGAGCCAAUGGGAGGGUAAAGUUUCCUGUUUGACCAGGAUGUAGUGGCAGCAGGUUUGGGAGGGGCCUCGGGCAGAGUUUUGUGCUUGUGCCGCCUGAUCCCGACAUCCAGGACAAUGACCAGGAACUCGUGUGUUGGAAGAGACCACUCUCACCUCCGAGGUGCGGACCUCUUCUCUGUCUGCGCCGGGCUCUGGGGUUCCCAUCUGGUUUCUCGGCGUCCUGUGUCGUCUCUGUGCCACCAGUGUGCUCACGUGGACCCCGCCAGCCUCCAUCUGCCUCCUUGACUCAGACUCCUCCCUCCAGCUGGUGAAACCAAGUUCCCUGGGCUCUCUGCAGAGGAGGGUUCCUCUGUCCCGAUCCAGGUCCUGGCCCAGAUGAGAUGCUCAGACUCUCAGCGUUCUCAUCUCUCCUCCUUCACCAUGAAGCUGAAGGACAAAUUCCACUCGCCCAAAAUCAAGAGAACGCCAUCAAAGAAGGGAAAACCAGCCGAGGUGUCUGUGAAAAAUCCAGAGAAGCCUGUGAGCAAAGAGGCAACAGACAGAUUUCUACCAGAGGGCUACCCUCUCCCCUUGGAUCUGGAGCAGCAGGCAGUAGAAUUUAUGUCCACCAGUGCUGUGGCUUCCAGGUCUCAGAGGCAGAAGAACCUGAGCUGGCUGGAAGAGAAAGAGAAGGAAGUUGUUAGUGCCUUGCGCUACUUUAAGACCAUUGUGGACAAAAUGGCUAUUGAUAAGAAGGUCCUGGAGAUGCUUCCAGGGUCAGCCAGCAAGGUGCUGGAGGCCAUCUUACCGCUGGUGCAGAACGAUCCUCGAACUCAGCACAGCUCAGCCCUCUCCUCCUGCCAUAGCCGAGUGUACCAAAGUCUCGCCAAUCUCAUCCGUUGGUCUGACCAAGUGAUGCUAGAAGGUGUGAACUCAGAAGAUAAAGAGGCGGUGACAACCGUGAAGGGGGUCAUCAAGGCUGUGCUGGAUGGAGUGAAGGAGCUGGUCAGACUUACCAUCGAGAAGCAGGGGCAUCCGUCUCCAACCAGCCCAGUGAAACCCAGUUCCCCAGCCUGCAAACCCGAUGGCCAGUCCGAGCUCCCCCUGACAGAUCGAGAGAUGGAGAUCCUAAACAAGACAACCGGCCUGUCCCAGUCGCCCGAGCUUCUCCCCGACUCUAUGGAUGAGGAGGUCGCACCCCCCAAGCCCCCGUUACCUGGCAUUCGGGUGGUUGAUAACAGUCCUCCACCGGCACUGCCGCCGAAGAAAAGACAGUCUGCUCCAUCCCCAACCCGAGUGGCUGUCGUUGCGCCCAUGAGUCGAGCCACCAGCGGCUCCAGUUUGCCUGUUGGAAUUAAUAGGCAGGAUUUUGACGUGGACUGUUACACACAGAGGCGACUCUCAGGAGGCAGCCACUCGUACGGCGGGGAGUCGCCCCGCCUGUCCCCCUGCAGCAGCAUAGGCAAGCUCAGCAAGUCGGACGAGCAGCUGUCCUCUCUGGACAGGGACAGUGGCCAGUGCUCCCGGAACACAAGCUGUGAAACACUAGAUCACUACGAUCCGGACUAUGAGUUCCUUCAGCAAGACCUCUCUAACGCAGACCAGAUACCUCAGCAAGUGGCCUGUAACCUUAGCCCGUUGCCGGAGUCCUUGGGAGAGUCUGGGUCUCCGUUUCCUGGCCAUCCUUUCCAGUUGCCUCCAGCACCUCCGGAGGGGCCAUCAGCCGCGGGACAGCAGAUGGACAUGCCGCCCGCCCUCCCCGAGAAGAAGCGCAGGAGUGCGGCCUCUCAGACCACGGACAGUUCUGGCUGCCGAGCGUCCUACGAGCGGCACCCCUCCCAGUAUGACAACAUCUCCGAGGACGACCUGCCGAACCCAGCCUCGGUCCCGUCCAUCCCCUUCACGCCCUUUGCUGCUAUUCUCCCCUUUCAGCAAGGAGGGUCCUCAGCCUCUGUCGAAUUUGUGGGUGAUUUCACUGUUCCUGAGUCAACAGGUGACCCGGAAAAACCGCCUCCUCUACCAGAGAAGAAAAACAAACACAUGCUGGCCUACAUGCAGCUGCUGGAGGACUACUCGGAGCCGCAACCGUCCAUGUUCUACCAGACGCCGCAGAACGAGCACAUCUACCAGCAGAAGAACAAGCUCCUCAUGGAGGUGUACGGCUUCAACGACUCGUUCAGCACCGAGGCCCCGCAGGAGCUGGCGCCGCCCCCCGCGCUGCCCCCCAAGCAGCGGCAGCUGGAAUCACCAGCUAUGAAAGACGGCCAUCCCAGAGAUCCCUCGUCGGCCAGCAGCGCAGCGGGGAAGGAGAGCAGAGACGGCGACAGGGCCUCCAGGUCACCGGAUGGUUCAGAGUUGGCGCGGUCGGAGGAGGAAGUGGACGAGCUGUCCCUCAUCGACCACAGCGAGAUCAUGUCCAGGCUGACGCUCAAGCAAGAGGGUGACGACGGGCCAGAUGUCCGUGGCGGGUCUGGAGAUAUCCUACUGGUGCAUGCUACUGAGACAGACAGGAAAGAUUUGGUCCUGUACUGUGAGGCCUUCUUGACCACCUACAGGACCUUCAUCACCCCGGAGGAGCUCAUCAAGAAGCUGCAGUACAGGUACGAGAAGUUCUCUCCCUUUGCCGACACAUUCAAGAAGCGUGUCAGCAAGAACACGUUCUUCGUGCUGGUGCGGGUGGUGGACGAGCUCUGCCUUGUGGAGUUGACAGAAGAGAUCUUGAAGCUGCUGAUGGAGCUGGUCUUCCGCUUGGUGUGCAGCGGGGAGCUCAGCCUGGCCCGUGUGCUCCGGAAGAACAUCCUGGACAAGGUGGACCAGAAGAAGCUGCUCAGGUGUGCCAACUCCGACCAGCCCCUGGCAGCCCGGGGUGUAGCCGCCAGGCCAGGGACUUUGCAUGACUUUCACAGCCAUGAAAUAGCCGAGCAGCUGACCCUGCUGGAUGCUGAGCUCUUUUAUAAAAUAGAGAUUCCUGAGGUUUUGCUUUGGGCAAAAGAGCAGAAUGAGGAGAAGAGCCCGAACUUGACCCAGUUCACGGAGCACUUCAACAACAUGUCCUACUGGGUCCGGUCAAUAAUCAUGUUACAAGAAAAAGCCCAGGACCGGGAGCGGCUGCUGUUGAAGUUCAUCAAGAUCAUGAAGCACUUACGGAAGCUGAACAACUUUAACUCCUACCUGGCCAUCCUCUCGGCACUGGACUCGGCUCCCAUCCGCAGGCUGGAGUGGCAGAAGCAGACCUCAGAGGGCCUGGCUGAGUACUGCACACUGAUCGACAGCUCGUCCUCCUUCCGCGCCUACCGGGCUGCCCUCUCCGAGGUGGAGCCCCCGUGCAUCCCCUACCUGGGGCUUAUCCUGCAGGACCUCACCUUUGUUCACUUGGGCAACCCAGACUAUAUUGACGGGAAGGUGAAUUUUUCCAAACGGUGGCAGCAGUUCAACAUUCUGGACAGCAUGCGGUGCUUCCAGCAGGCGCACUAUGAUAUCCGAAGAAAUGAUGACAUCAUAAACUUCUUCAAUGACUUCAGCGACCACUUGGCGGAGGAGGCCCUGUGGGAACUCUCUCUGAAAAUCAAACCUAGGAACAUCGCGAGGAGAAAAACAGACCGGGAGGAGAAGACCUAGGAGCAGGUGCCGUGAGCAAGGAGAGCGCUCGAAGAGAGGCUCUGAGGGCUGCCGCGACCGGGCGGGACUUUGGACCUGGCCCCGGGCAGGCUGCACGUGUCCGGCCCCAGGGCUCAGCCAGCCCUCUGCUGUGCCGGGCAGGAGCCCCAGCCUUCCUGCUCCCCUUCCCCACGGGAGCGGACGCCGUGCCCCCCGUGGAGCCAGCAGGCAGGUCUCGUUGCUGAUUUGUGAGCCCGUGGUUUGGUUUCGGUUCCGGUCUCUGCGCUCACUUCCCUAUUCCUCCCCUCCCCACCCUCGCCGGGGAGCCGCACAGGGAGAGCGGCAGACCAAGGCACACUGGGACUCUCUUCACCCUUCCCUUAAGUUUGAGGGUCCUGAAUCUGCUGAAAUGACAAAUGAGUGGACGCUGAGAGGUGGGGGGCUGUACCCCAGGGACUUUCAGUUGGGUCGGCAGAAAGCAGAGAAGACCCGGGAGGCUCCUUUUACUUUCCUUUCCCGGCUUCUUAAAUGCAAGGUGGUGUGAGCUUUUGACGUGGCCCAGAAAGGUUCACCAGGUGGCCUUUCAGUAGCGCUGGGCUGGGGCUCCCGUCAUGGUACUGGCCCUCAGAACCGUCCUCUUCCCGUCCCUUCAUCUCCCCGACCACCUGGCACUUGGGGAGCCGGGAAGAAGAUGGAGCAAGGGAGGGUGGAGGUUCAGCUGAGCGGGGGCCAGGAAGUCCUCCUGGGUGAAUGAAGUUGGAGAGUGGAGGGGCGUUUCUGUCCUGGGGAAGGUCAAGGUCCCUCCUCUGUCGCUUGCUGUGUGCCUUAAACUCCAUCUCCUGUCCCCUAGUCCCCGUGGGCUCCCCUCCUACCUUGCUCCAUCCUGGUGGGGCCAAAGGGUGCCUCUCCGACCUCUCCCCCAGUGCGCAGCGAGCUCUGCCCGGUUUAGGACAGGGCGCCCCGCCCCAGAGGGGGGCUGCCGUGGCUCUGGAGGCGCCUGCUGAGGCUGACUGGCCGGCUCCUGCCCCCUGCCCCGGGGCCUGCUCACUCUCCCCAUCUUCCUGGUUGGAAACCACGCUCGCUGGUGAGGUGGACUGUCGGAGGCAGGUCCGCAGGGCGGUCCCCGAACACAGAGGGACCACUGUCCCCCUGCCCCUUGGGUCCUGGUUUGCUGACUGAGCGCUUGCUUCUCCUGGCCUUUACUUGGUCAAGCAAAUGCCAGGGUCGAACUUCUUAAACAACCAUGUCACUUUGAGUCUUUCCUGGGUUCUGAGCAGCUUUCUCCGCUCUUGUUUGGGGUCCUGGACCUAGAGGGGAGAACGUGUGAAAUGCCAGUGGCGCCCCCUCGGGCAGUGGUCUGGCUGCACGGGCCGAACGUGUCACUUUCUUAUUUAAAGCAUGUGGUCGCUGUUCUUCAGCAGUGCAGGGCCAGGAGGCCCCUCACUGGGGUCGCGUCCUCCCCCUUCCCGUCUUGCCCCUGCCCGGCCCAGCGCCGCCAGAGGCUGCUGCGUGCGGGGGGCCGCCCCAGCCCAAAUACUCAUGCGGGGUCUUCACCUUACACGCCCGUCCGCGGAUGGGGAUGGGGGCUUUACCUUCCGUCCCCUCCCCUCUGGGAGCCCUGCCAGGCAGAGGGAGGCAGUGUGGGGGACAGGGGUCCCUGCGUGAGGACCACAGGGGCCAUGUGCGUUUAACUUACUGGCUGGCAGGCUUCCCACCCUGUGCUAGCCACGCAUCCGGGCUCUGAUCGGUCUUGGGGACCAGGACCCGGUGUUACCUGCGGGGGGGGGGGGGGGGGCU